GACUGAGUGGCGGCGGAGUGAACUUGUGAGGACGAGGAGGGCGAGAGAGGGAGCUGCGCUCUCUUUCCCUCGCCGAACACUAUUACUCUGCUCUAACGUCGCCCUUUGGAGUUAUUUGGUUUUUAGUCUAGCGGCAAGAGGAUCCUGCUCGGGGUUGUCACCAUUCCUGUGGACUAUAGCAGCCGACAUGGACUCCCGCAUAAAGUUCAUCUUGUUCUCCGGCUUGUGGUUCGGAACCGGAGCGGAGUUUGACGGCAGGUGGUCGAGGCAGAUGGCGCCGUCCAACGGGCUGUGUCGAUACGGCGACAGGGUGAACUGCUGCUGGGGAUGGAUACCCGGCCCGGGGGGGCAGUGCCAACCGUCCGUCUUCUUAACCCACAGGCUAGUCGGGAUAAAGUGCCCCAAGCCCCAAGCAUUGUGCCAGCCGGGCUGCAAGCACGGAGACUGCGUGGGACCCAACCAGUGCAAAUGUCACGCUGGGUUCACUGGCAAGACCUGCAAUCAAGAAGAACAGCUGGCAGACUAUUUCACUCCACCCAUGUGGUCCAGUCUGCUUCCUAUAUUUCUACCUGUGGACCAUCAGCCGGCGACUGUAGUCUUGCAGGACCUGAACGAGUGCGGACUCAAGCCUCGGCCCUGUAAACACAGGUGCAUGAACACCUACGGCAGCUACAAGUGCUACUGCCUCAACGGCUACAUGCUGAUGCCUGACGGGUCCUGUGGAAACCUUCGCAGUUGCGGCAUGGCCAACUGCCAGUACGGCUGCGAGGUGCUAAAAGGAGAGGUCCGAUGUCAAUGUCCAUCACCGGGGCUACAGCUGGCUCCGGAUGGCAGAACCUGCGUGGAUGUCGACGAGUGCGCCACUGGGCUCGCAGUCUGUCCACGGUGCAGGAAGUGCAUCAACACCUUUGGCAGCUACAUCUGCAAGUGCCACGACGGCUUCGACCUGCAGUACAUCAAGGGGAAAUACCAGUGCAUGGAUGUGGAUGAGUGCUCUUUGGACCCGAAUCGCUGCAGCAGCUUGGCCACCUGCUACAACACCAGGGGCUCGUACAAGUGCAAGUGCAAGACCGGCUACAGGGGGACGGGCCGAGACUGCAAACCCAUUCCCAAAGUGGUCAUCAAGCCUCCCAGACCGGGCUUGUUCCCCCCGAGCCAUCACAACCACCUCCCCGACAUCGACCAGAGGAGGACCACCACCACCCUGCGUCCGGUGGUAACAAUGUUUAUCCCCGCCGCCCCCAAAACGACGACCGUCGCCACGACGACCACCACCACCACGACCACUGUCAGAGCAACGCCACCUCCACGCAGGACACCGCCUCCUACAAAGAAGCCCUUCGUCCCCACCAGGAGGCCGCCCGCACCCACAAGCAAGCCCUACGUCUCUCCAAGGCCGGUGGUCCCGACCAGGCGGACCCCAGGGGUUACAACUGUGGACAACAGCAUCCACAAGGCCACCAAGCACCGAGGAGACGUCUACAUUCCGCCGCACGGUAAAGACGACAUGCUGGUGGACUACGAGAUCUUGCUUGGCGACGAGGAUGAGCAAGUUAACGAUGAAGCCGAUUCAGGCUUCAUGAGCUGCUCCUUUGACGACGGCCUUUGUGGCUGGAUCACAGACCAAGGCGGGGACGUGCACUGGGAGACGACGCCUGACCCGGCAGGCGGUCGCUACCUGACCAUACCAGAAGUGGGCAGCAAGAGGACGGGACGCGGGGCGAGGCUGGUCAUCCCCUUGGCUCCUCCCUGGAACGAGGGCAACCUGUGCCUGACCUUCCGCCACAAGCUGGCCGGCCACCACGUGGGCAUGCUGCAGGUGUUCGUCAUAAAGGGGACGCAGUACAAUCCUUCCGUGUGGGGAAGUACGGGUGGAAACCGAUGGAGGCACACGCAGAUAACGUUGUGGGGGAUGGGCCUGGAGAGCGUGGUGCUGAAGGGCGAGCGUGGACGGGGCAGAAGCGGUGAGAUGGCGUUGGACGACCUCUCCUUGAGCAAAGGCUCCUGCACGGACGACUUUCUCGCCCCGAAGCGGAAAAAAAAGUCAUCUCAAUGAGACAAGGUGACGUGUGUUUUUGCCUCACUGGCGCCCCCGUGCUGCCGACACGGUGAACAACACGCCGCUGAAGACUGAACUUGCAGCAGCAUGGGGGCCGCCUGCUUCUGUGCGGUUGCCAUGGAGACACCAAGGUACAUCAGUUUUAUUUACUUGCUGUUCUGAUCGGCGACGCCGGACAAAAGACAACUCGGUCCCCAAAAGUAAGAUAAGGAGAAUCAAGUUGACAUUUGACGAGGAACAAGGUUCAAAGGAAAAGUGGUAAAUUCUGAAAACUGCUGAGAUAAUGCAGGAAUAAAGUCACAUUUAGAAAAUAACUUAUCACGAGAACAAGGUUGGAAUAUUAAGACACAGAGUUGGACCUUUACUGGGAAUACAGAUAAAAGUAGCGAUUUUAUGGGAAGACAAAGUGUGUUUAUUUAAACGAACAAAAAUAGAAUUUUAAAAGGAAACAAGUGCGCACAUAAUUUGAAUUACAAUGUUACAGGUAUGCUGUUUUUAUGACAAAAGGAUGUUAUUGUGGAAUAACGUAUAUUUGCAAUAAAACAUUACGAGAACCAGGUUAAAAUUUUAAUACAUAAAAGGGCCCCAGCGGGCAUAAAGUCAUGUGUUCACGGUGAAAAGUAACAUAGGAAUAAUGUUGAAACUUCAAGACAGGAAGUUGAGCUAUAAAGUCAUAUUUACCAUUAAAAGAAGUCACAAAAAAUUUAAAGGUGGAAAUUUGAAGAAAGAAAAGUUGGGAUGUAACGGGAAUAAAUUCAUAUAUUGACAAUGAAAUGUAACAUGGUUGAAAUUUUAUUACAAAAGACAGUUUAAGCAGAAAUAUUCACAAUAAAAGGUAACAUGAAGUUGAAAUUUUCGGACAAAAAAGUUAUGCUGUGGCAGGAAUAAAGUUGUAUUUUUGCAAUGGAACGUAACAUUAUGAUGAGGUUAAAAUUUCACUACAAAAUACAGUUUGAUCAGAAUAAAGUUGUAUAUUCACAGUAAAAGGUAACAUAAUAUAAGGUUGACAUUUUAGGACAAAAAAGUUAGGCUGUGGCAGGAAUAAAGUUGUAUAUCUACUAGGGGUGUGGGGAAAAAAAUCGAUUUGGAUACGUUAUGCGAUUCAGAAUCGAUUCUCAUUUUUAAAAAAUCUAUUUUUUUUUUUUUUUAAUCUAUCUAACAAACCACUACACAGCAAUACCAUAACAAUGCAAUCCAAUUCCAAAACCAAACCUGAGCCAGCAACACUCAGAACUGCAAUAAACAGAGCAAUUGAGAGGAGACACAAACACGACACAGAACAAACCAAAAGUAGUGAAACAAAAAUCAAUAUCAUCAACAACAGUAUCCACAUUAGUUAUAAUUUGAGCAUAGCAGUGAUUAAAAAUCCCUCACUGACAUUAUCAUUAGACAUUUAUAAAAAUAAUAAAAAAGAACAAAUAGUGUCACAGUGACUUACACUUGCAUCGCAUCUCAUAAGCUUGACAACACACCGUGUUCAAUGUUUUCACAAAGAUAAAAUUAGUCAUAUUUUUGGUUCGUUUAAUAGUUAAAACAAAUUUACAUUAUUGCAAUCAAUUGAUAAAACAUUGUCCUUUACAAUUAUAAAAGCUUUUUUUUUUUUAAAUCUACUACUCUGCUUGCAUGUCAGCAGACUGGGAUAGAUCCUGCCGAAAUCCUGUGUAUUGAAUGAAUACGGAAUUGUUUUGAAUCAGAAAAAUAUCGUUUUUGAAUCGAGAAUCGAAUCGAAAAAAUCAAUAUAUUAUCGAAUCGUGAUCCCAAGAAUCGAUAUUGAAUCGACGGGUGGGACACCCAAAGAUUUGCAGCCCUAAUAUUUACGAUAAAACGUAACGUUAUGAAGAGGCUAAAAUUUUAGGACAAAAAAAGCUGAGCUCUUGUGAGAAAAAGUUGCAUAUUUACAGUAAAAAGUUGUCAGAGGACAAUAAUGUUGACAUUUGAGCACAAAUGGGCUGUGUAGUGAAAUAUUCACAAAAAAAUGUAACAACCUGAAAAUAGGGUGGAAAUGUUACGAGAUUUUGGAUAAAAUUUUGGGAAAUGUACACAUUUAUAAACUUGAAAUCCUACACAAAAAAAAAAACUGACUUUCAUGGAAGUGAGAUGUUUUUUUACAUGACAAAGUAAUCUUAGGAAGCAAGUUAGAACUUUGAUGAAAAACAUUAUGUUACGAUAAAACAGUAGCGAUCAUUUUCUUUUGACGCUAAAAAGUAAUACGAGAAGACAUUGGACAAGAUUACGCCGGAAAGAAGGCGUUUUCACAAGAAAGUAAUUUAAAGCUGCUGUCAGUUUUUGGCGACAAAGUAAAUAUUACCACCAAGUAAGAUAUUUACGUUGAGUAAUGUUACUCAAGAAAAAGAGUUCAGCAUGUUGAUUAAAAUCAAAAUUCUCUUCUUUUCUUUCCAGCGAGAGAAGUUGAGGGAAAAUAAGGUGGACAUUUUACAAGUAGCAAUAUUGUUGGAAUUGAAUCAACAUUUGCAGGACAACACAUAUAUUAUUGCAAGGGCAAAACCAAUAAAGAAAAAAAUAACCUGCGUAUUUAUUCUUGCAUUAUAAUCAGUUAUUUUUGUAAAAUUGCAACUUUUUGUGAUCUCACUGACUUUUUAAAAAAUUUAAACGCAUCAUUUUAUCAGCAAUAUUCCAAUACUUUUGAUCAAUUACUUUUUUAUUGAUCGGUUAAAUGUACUUGUCGUAAAAGUACAUCAAUCCAAAACAUCUCAGUUUCUGUCUUGCAAAAUUAAGACUUUGUACUUCACAAAAUGCUACUUUUCCCAAUCAUAAUUACAACUAGGUUGAUUUAGUACAUUUAUUUAGUUUUUUUUCACAGUUUCUGUCUAUGAAAAAACUCCAUACUAAUUUUUCAUUAAUACUCCAUUUUUAUUUUACGACUUAGUUAUCCAGUCACAGACAAGUCUGCAGCUUUUAUAAACUGUACUCCACGGCUGUCCAAUGAAAAGCGGCUAUUUCCACAUUUAGUGAGUUUAAAAAGAGCAACAACUCAGAAAAUAUGAAGAUUUGCGGUUUUGCAUCGGACAGCGACGGUGGCUGUAAAUGUAUUUGUGUGUACAUAGGCUCAUGUUGUGUGAUUUCCAAAUUGUUAAAUAACACAAAAAGUCCACUGUUGUAAUGCACCGUGUGUACAUGUGUUAUGAAUACAGGCUCGGUGUUGUGCUUCACGACGCUCCCUUCAACCUGUAAAGCACAUGUACUGUAUGCUGCAUUGAUGAUGAUGAUGAAGGGUUUUUACGUUUGUUUGUGAUAUGCAUGAAAACAUUCAACAUAUUCAAAUUAGCACAAAUGCAGAAUGUAAAUAAAAUAUGUUUGACACACA
This is a messenger RNA of Nerophis ophidion (straightnose pipefish), 5384 nucleotides long. It is a transcript of the gene npnta, whose product is annotated as nephronectin a. The record is from RefSeq and is a predicted model, not a curated record. Gene Ontology annotation, molecular function: calcium ion binding. The coding region runs from base 188 to 2056 and encodes 622 amino acids. Gene Ontology annotation, cellular component: membrane. The transcript is spliced from 14 exons. NCBI's taxonomy places the organism in Eukaryota, Metazoa, Chordata, Actinopteri, Syngnathiformes, Syngnathidae.